Erpetoichthys calabaricus (reedfish) is the source of this 1594-nucleotide messenger RNA. RefSeq names its product sushi domain-containing protein 3 (gene susd3). The transcript is spliced from 5 exons. Gene Ontology annotation, cellular component: plasma membrane. Bases 136 to 915 code for a protein of 259 amino acids. The record is from RefSeq and is a predicted model, not a curated record. Lineage: Eukaryota; Metazoa; Chordata; Cladistia; Polypteriformes; Polypteridae.
GCGCGAGCGCAAGUGGCGAAACUCCGAGGGGGAAGUGGCGGCGUGAUGUAUCCGCUGCGGCGCGCCCGUGGCCGUUUCCUCUCGAUUUACCGUCACUAUUGAUCGCGCCGCUUUUUAUUUAGUGGCGUGUGCGACAUGAGCAACGGCACCGCAUCCCUCGCUGAUGUCUCCAGCACAAUCGUGGGUUCUGAACACCGGAAUUCUGCCCUCAAACACACAGGACAAUGCAGCCCUGUAUGGGCCCCUCAUCUCGGGAGCUUUGAGGUCACUGAAGGGAAUGGCACCAGCAUUGGUACUGUGAUCACAUUUGAAUGUCCAGUCAGGCACAGGCUUCUGGGAAAAGAAGUCAUUUCCUGCAUUCAGAAGGGCAACCAGACAGUUUGGACAGGGGACGUCCCCACCUGCAGACAACUUUCCAGAUUUGAAGAUUUGGGGUUUAAGGUGGCAGUGAUUGCUUCCAUCGUGAGCUCUGCCAUUAUUCUCCUCCUGUCUGUGGCUUUCCUCACCUGUUGGCUGCUGAAUUUUAUUAAAAAGAGAGAGAGACAAAGGAGUGAAAGGGAUGUGCAGCAGUGUCACCAAAAUGAGAGCAGUCACCUAGAAGAGUGCACAGAAGAAUUCCAUACGAGUAAAGAAGGCAGCAACAACAACAAUAACAAAGCCAAAAAGCAUGAGGCCAGGCUGCUGAAUGACACAGGGAUUGACAACCGAGGCUUCUGCAGAAUCCAUGAAUCCUGCAAGGCCAUCGCUCUUAGCAGAGGAUGCAGCAACCAAGCGCGCUCUGCUGGUUUAAAUGUGGUCCAGAGCAGCAAGCACGUCCCGUGCACCAUUCCCACAGUUAGCGGAACUCAUGUGGUGGACAUCUAUGGACAUCGCUGUCAGUCGCCUGUCAGCCUAUCUGUGGGUCUCCAUGCUUGAUGCUGACCUUCAUCACCUUUCACUGCACCUCUUUUUUAUCUGCAAGUGCCUUAAAACUUGGGAGCUUUCCACAGAGCUCAGCCCUACACUUUGGACCAGAACACCCUCUUUUGAUCAUUUUGUUCAGGCUGAUUGUGUUAGCAGUGUGGGAGCUGAGAAAUGCCUCGUUACGUCUCUCACGUGGAUCAGAAGUGGGUUAGCUUGAGCCAUUUUAGCAAAAGGAAUACUAUCAGUUUGUGUCUUGGCCAUUAAGAUUGUAGAUGAGACUUUGGGUGCACUCUUAAAAGGUUUGUGUUUAAGUGCAAGUUCUCAGGAAAUUGUCUGGAGUCCUUUUGCCUAAUUUACUAAUCUGACUGUGAAACUGUGACUGAAUGUAUCAGUGACUGAGCCGGUGUCUACAUUUCGUGCAUGUAAAUGUGUGUGCAUCAAAAACAAAGAUGUUCAGUGUAGUGUCAUUUGUAGCAGACACUACCCUGAAGUGUAAAAGUACAGAAUUCUACUAAAAUUGUCUAUGUAUGUUUUUUCAUCGAUGAAUCAAGGGGUUUAGGCUCACGCAGCAAGUCAGUAGUAGGCACUGUGUUGAUAACGUUGUGAUUCACAACUUAAAAAAUGAGCUACAGCACCACAGAAAAGAAUCUGGGUUGUGAUUUUCACUUUUGUUCACAAUGCAUCGUCUCAA